AUGUGGAAGAGGUCAAAGGUCACAGAUCCGGCUGCCAACGGCCAAGCCGGUAUCAGGAAGAGAUCCAAGACACCUGGGGUGAUGAUUACACAGUUUGUGAUGGAGAUACCACGGGGCAAGAGCACCCCGGAUUUCCAACGAAAACCAAUCUCGCUAACCAUUCAAGAGGGGAAAGUAGCUGUUUUCAAGGCUGUUGUGAAAGGAGAUCCAAAACCCCAAGUGACAUGGACAAGAGCUAAAGGAGAUCUUACAGACACGGAAAAAUGUAUGAGGAAAUACAAUGAGUCGUCUGGUGAACAUUCUUUAGAGAUUCAUAAAGUUUCCCCUGAGGAUGCAGAUACAUACAAAUGCUUUGCUGUCAAUGAAUAUGGAAAGGCUGUCUGCACUGUAAUGUUAAAUGUGAUUGAGGUUGGAUUCAAAAAACACAAGGCUAUGGAGGAGAUGGACAUUGCUGCGACAGACCCGUCAAAGUUUAGGAAACUGUUGAGGAAAAGGUAAGAACAGAAAGAAGAAGGGGAGAUUGAUGAGAGGUUCUGGGAGGUCAUCAUGAACGCUGAUAGGAAGGACUAUGAGCGCAUCUGUGCCGAGUUUGGUGUCAAGGACUUCCGUUUGAUCCUCAAGAAACUCGGAGAGAAGAAGCAACAGCGAGUGGAGGAACAGUAUAGGGUAAUUCUUCCUCAUCUCAGAAACCUGAGGCAUAUUGACGUUAAAGGUGAUGGCAGUGCAUCCUUUGAGUUUGAAAUGGGCUUAAAAGAUCCCAUGAAUAGAUUUUUCCUCUACAAAGAUGGUGCCAUGGCCCCAUGUAAUGAUGAUUCAUCAUGGAAACACAGCUUUAAACAAGUUGAGAAGAAAACAGAGCCCAUGCUGGAACGUGCCGGGCUGUAUCAGGUGGACAGGGAGGAGGUCAACGCCUUCACGACUGACUUCAGAGUUCCCAAUGUGGACUUCUUGGUCAAAAUUCAGGAGGCGAAAGCCCAAGAGAGGGAGGACGCCCUCUUUGAAUGUGUCCUGACACAACCGCUACCCUGCAUCAGGUGGAUGGCCAAGAACAGCCCGCUCGAAGAUGGGGGAAAAUACAACAUAACCGUAUCAGAGGACAAACUGAUCCACAGGCUGCUGAUCAGGGACUGCAAGCAGGUGGACAAAGGCAUCUACGCCGCUGUGGCCGGCAACAAGUCCUGCAGUGCCUGGCUAGUUGUGGAAGCUGACGGUGAUCCCAAGACGGCUGGUAAGAAGAAGGCCCGCAAAAUGACCUGGGCCGGUGGAGCCGGGGUCGACCUUGAGAAAGUGGCCAGAGAACAGCAAAUGAAACUCCAAGAGGAGAGGGAGAGGACGGACGCAGCCUUGAAGGCAAAGGCAGAAUCAGAACGACUGAAAGAUGCUGAGCGACGUGGUACUUAUUGUGGAGAAGGAGAAAUAAUGGCAGUCGGUGGACUUAACAAGGGCACCAACGGAGGAAAGGUCAAGUCUGGAGCGAGUGAAUACGAUGCGAUCGGUGGCGGGUGGUUGGUUGCCUACUUCCUUCCGCGCUUCAGCCAGCCAGCGGCGGUGUACCGCUCUAAGGAAUCCGACAAGAAUGUUGAGCCAGACUUGUUCCGCCUUUCGCAUGACGGUGCAGAUCCAAGUGCCCAAAGCGAGUGUGGAGGAAUUGAAGAUGACGUCGGUUAUGCCAAACAUUCAAAACCCAAACGGCAUGGCCCGCUGGUGGAAGACUUACCAAUUGAUCCGGGGGUCCAGUUCAUCAGCGGACUUUCUGAUGUGAACGCCGUCAUCGGUGAGACUGCCGAAAUAAUGUGUAAGCUCAGCAGCGAAGACUGUGCAGGAUCUUGGUUCAGAGAUGGCAAGAAGUUAUUGGCGGAUGGUGACUUUGUCAUGACUAAAGAAGGUGCGACACACAAGCUGCUAAUCAGCAGCUGUAAGGAAGAGCACGCGGGGAAAUAUCGUUUUGAGGCAGAUGGACGCAAAACUGAGGCAGUGAUCAACGUAAAAGACCCCCCCAGGUUUAACCCUGAUGACCUGAGCGCAUUCAUCAAGCCAGUGACAGUCAAGGUGGGGCAGAAUGCGAUCUUCAAGCUGCCCUUUGUCGGCCUUGAACCCAUGAAGAUCCAGUGGUACAGAGAAGGUGAAGAGCUCUUCGAUGACAGUAACAUUAAGAUAGAGAAGACGACAGGCCACAGCCGGCUGCUCCUGAGCAAGUGCCAGCGGAGGAACACAGGCGAGAUCAAGAUCAAGCUGAAAAAUGAACACGGAUUGACGGAGGCUUUCUCACAGCUAGUAGUGUUAGACAAACCAACUUCACCCCUUGGUCCUGCAGAAAUAGUGGAGAGCUCUGCCAGUUAUAUUGAAUUCAAAUGGAGGCCUCCAAAAGACGACGGUGGCUCCCCCGUGAUAAACUACAUACUGGAGCGACAACAAGUGGGGAGAAACACCUGGAAGAAAAUAGGGGAGACCCCAGAUGUCCCCCGAUAUUGUGAUACAGAAGUGGAUCAUGGCCGGAGAUAUUGCUACCGCAUUCGAGCGGUAAAUGCGGAGGGCGUGAGUGAAAUGAUGGAGACCGAGGACAUUCAAGCCGGCACACUGGUGUUCCCUGGAUCUCCAGCGCCUCCUAAAGUGGUCGGUGCCUCUAAAGACUGCAUCAGCCUCUCCUGGUCCCCUCCCGUCAACACAGGAGGCUCCCGUGUCCUGGGCUACCAUUUAGAGAAACGCAAGAAAGGGAGUAACCUUUGGACCAGUGUCAAUCCCACUGGUGAACUAAUAAAUGAGAAAAAAUAUUCAGCAAAAGACAUCAUGGAAGGUAUUGAAUAUGAGUUCAGAGUGGCGGCCAUCAACACCUCAGGUGCCGGUGAAUUUAGCAACCCUUCAGAGUUCGUUGUUGCGAGAGACCCGAAGAAACCUCCGGGUAUAGUGAGAGACUUGAAGGUGACAGACACGUCUUACACCCACUUGUCCCUGGCAUGGACCAAACCUGAGGACAAACCUGGGAUCCAGGAUGAGGCCAAAGGAUAUUUCGUCGAUGUUCGGCUGGCCGAGUGCUCUGAAUGGUGCCGUUGUAACGUCAGCCCCAUCAUCGUGACGUUUUUCUCAGUGAAAGGCCUCAAGUCCAUGGGCAUGUACUGGGUCAGGGUGACUGCAACCAAUGAGGGAGGAGACAGUUCUCCUGUCGAGCUGGACAACUACGUCCUCGUGAUCCCUUCACCUGUGCGGCCACGAUUCACAGACCGCAAGAAGAAGAGUUUCAUGGUGGUGAGAGCAGGCAACUCUGUCAGGAUCACAGUAAACUUUGAGGCCUCCCCGCGGCCUGACGUGAUUUGGCAGAAAGACAACGUUCCUGUGACCAAGAGAGUUACCAUCAGCAACUCUGACAGCUCAUCUCAGCUGCUGAUCCCCUCGUCUGAGCGGUCUGAUUCAGGCAUCUACUCCAUUUUGGUGAAAAACAUAGCUGGACAGGAGAUGUUCAGUGUGGAGGUUAGGGUCACAGAUGAACCAAAGCCCCCUGGACCAGUGGAGCUGGAGGAGAAUGUCCCUGGCACAGUGACGGUGAUUUGGGAGCCAUCUCCUGAUGAGAAGCGUGAUGAUCGCCUUCAUUACACCGUCUCCAAACUGGACUCCACCAAACGCACCUGGAGCACAGUGGCCGACAGACUCUUCAACAACAAGUUCACCGUGUGUAACAUCAUGCAGGGAAGGGAGUAUCACUUCCGGGUCUAUGCCAAAAAUGACAUGGGCAUAUCUGCACCCUCCGAGUCACCAACCUGGGGAAUGGAGAAAAAGAAAGAAAAGUUUGUGGUGAACAUACCGACCAAAAAGGACUGUGAUUUGCGCUGUGCUCCGACCUUCCUUGUCCCCUUAAAACUUCACACUGCACCCAAAGGCUAUGAGUGCUACAUGAGCUGUGCUGUGAAGGGGAACCCCAAACCUCACAUCACAUGGUACCGCAACAACAUAAGUCUCAACACCAAUACAAACUACUACAUCUCCAACAUCUGCGGAGUUUGCUCCAUGUUAAUCCUCCGCGUGGGUCCCAAAGACAUGGGGGAAUAUUCCGUCAUGGCAGAGAAUGCCCUGGGGAGAGCCGAAUGCUCCACUAUACUCAGUGUGAGAGAGUGA
Molecule: messenger RNA, 4107 nt
Organism: Lampris incognitus (smalleye Pacific opah)
Lineage: Eukaryota; Metazoa; Chordata; Actinopteri; Lampriformes; Lampridae
Product: immunoglobulin-like and fibronectin type III domain-containing protein 1
Exons: 25
Molecular function (GO): protein binding
Source: RefSeq, a predicted model, not a curated record